AUGAGAGUUACCCUUCCAUUAAAGAUGACAACCAGAACAUACCGUGAUGCCAUCAAUUCUUUGAAUUCUCUGCAAUCCAACUAUGCCAACAUCAUGGCGAUUAGAGAAUCUGGUGAUCGCAGAAAUCAAAUGAACAUAUGGGAAAUGCAGGAAUGGUCCAAAAGAAUAGGAUAUAAUGUUUCUGAUUUCAAUAAAUUGAAUGUCAUUCAUAUAACUGGUACCAAGGGGAAAGGAUCCACUGCGGCCUUCACAUCUAGUAUCUUAAGACAAUAUAAUGAUAAAUUACCGAAAAUUGGUCUAUAUACAUCACCGCAUUUGAAAACGGUUAGGGAAAGAAUUAGAAUUAACGGUGAGCCUAUUUCAGAGGAUAAAUUUACAAAAUAUUUCUUCGAAGUUUGGAAUAAGCUAGGGAAUACAAAAUCAAAUUUAGAAAAAUUCCCUCAUAUGGUAGAUGGAAGCAAGCCAGGCUACUUCAAAUAUUUAACUCUAUUAUCCUUCCAUGCAUUCAUGCAAGAAGGCUGCGAUGCAUGUGUAUAUGAAGUAGGUGUCGGUGGAGAAUUCGAUAGCACAAAUAUCAUUGAAAAGCCGUUAGUUUGUGGCGUUACCUUAUUGGGAAUUGAUCAUACGUUUAUGUUAGGAGAGACAAUUGCUGAGAUUGCAUGGAAUAAGGGUGGCAUAUUUAAAGAAGGUUCUCCAGCUUACACAGUUAUGGGUCAACCAGAAGCAGGUUUGCGUGUGCUCGAAGAACGGGCCACUGAACGUAGUACGAAAUUAACACAAGUACCAACUUUCAAGGCCUUAAAAAAUGUAAAAUUGGGUAUCGCCGGUGAAUUUCAGAGAGGAAAUGCAUCCCUAGCUGUUGUUCUUGCUGCAAAAGCGCUCGAGAAAUUGAAUGUAAUUGAUAAGACAAUCGCGGUGGAAGAAGAUGCACAUAUUCCAUCGGAAGCUCUAAAAGGAUUAGAACUAACGAGAUGGGAAGGCCGCUGUCAAACAAUUGAAAGGAAUGGAAGUAAUUGGUAUAUAGAUGGAGCCCACACAAAGGAUAGCAUUAUUGCGGCAUCAGGCUGGUUCAAAAAUAUAGUCAAAUCGUCUUUCAACAAAAAAAUUCUCUUAUUUAACCAACAGAGCAGAGAUGCAAAUGCUCUUAUCAACUAUUUGCAUAACGUAGUCUCUCCUGAAGUAAAGUUUGACCAUGUGAUAUUUACAACAAACGUUACUUGGAAAUCAGGAACUUAUAGCCCUGAUCUUGUUUCCAUGAAUACUUCGAAAGAUGACGUAGAAAAAUUGAAAAUACAAGAAGCUCUACGAAAAGAAUGGAAUAGAAUCGAUAAACAUCGUCCAGAAGUCCACGUUACACCUACUAUAGAAGAAGCAGUUAGUUUAAUAGAAAGUCUCAGACAAGACAGCCUUGAUAUUUUUGUCACAGGUUCACUUCAUCUGGUAGGAGGUUUAUUGGUGGUCUUUGAUAAAUAG
Messenger RNA from Naumovozyma dairenensis CBS 421, 1473 nucleotides. It is a transcript of the gene MET7, whose product is annotated as tetrahydrofolate synthase. Gene Ontology annotation, molecular function: tetrahydrofolylpolyglutamate synthase activity; ATP binding. Gene Ontology annotation, biological process: tetrahydrofolylpolyglutamate biosynthetic process. The coding region runs from base 1 to 1473 and encodes 490 amino acids. The record is from RefSeq and is a predicted model, not a curated record. Lineage: Eukaryota; Fungi; Ascomycota; Saccharomycetes; Saccharomycetales; Saccharomycetaceae. Gene Ontology annotation, cellular component: cytosol; mitochondrion; cytoplasm. The transcript has a single exon.